Molecule: messenger RNA, 1676 nt
Organism: Fopius arisanus
Lineage: Eukaryota; Metazoa; Arthropoda; Insecta; Hymenoptera; Braconidae
Exons: 5
Coding region: 50-907 (285 amino acids)
Source: RefSeq, a predicted model, not a curated record
CGAUUAACAUCUUCGUGUGACAAGACAAUUUUUUAAUCGAAGUGUAAAAAUGGAAUCAGAAGAUAUCCUGUGGACUGAAAAUGAGGAAAUUGCGAGUUAUGAGGCGGGCAACACAAUGAUGGACAUCGUCGGAUACAUCGAGUCAGUGGAGGCACUUAGCUCUGUCAAAACAUACCAGAAAUGGAUUUAUAAAAUCAUCCUUAAUAACAACAAAGGCAGUAAAGUACGUGUAGUUUUUUGGAAAGAGAAGGCAUUAGAGUGGAGUUCGAAGCUUACUCUUUCUGAGAUCGUGGAAAUCACAUGUUGUACGGUUGCAGACGUAAAAUUUCAGUUUGACCGCGAUCUGAAAGGAGUUAUCGUUCCUCAAGAGCUACAUGUGCAAGAUUUCAGCACCAUACAGGUACUAGGGAAAUUCGAUUUGGCCCAUUCUCAACUCAAUGAAGUGCAAUUUCAAGAAACAACUAUCGAGCAUUGUCUAGAACACGGAAAAACUCCAAUCGCGGUUAGAGGUUACGUGAAAAAUGAUUUUGUCAUCUUCAAGACGAUUGGACAGAUGUCAAUGGCCAAUGGGAAUAUUGUCGAUGGACACUUCAGACUUUGCGUUCAGAUACGUGACUAUAAAAAUUCAUCGGAUUCCAAAUUAGAGAAAGGUGCAUAUGCUAUUUUCUAUGGGAAAAUUGAUAUGUCCAAACCUGGAUCAUCGUAUUUGAGUGUUGAUGGCAUGAACAAAGUCAUAAUAGAUGAAACCAAGCCGAAGAUGCCACUUGAAAAAUUGAGAUUAUCCUUUCAUAAAAUACCCACUCCAAAGCCUGACAGGGAUACUUGCAAUCCUAAACGAUCGGCAGAUGAUGAGAAGGAGAAUUCCAAUAGGAGUAUGGACACAGAGAAAAAGCUGAAAAAUGAUUGAAGGCUAUGACGAGACUUGGGAAAAAUCCUUAGACUCCAUAACAAAAUCUCUUUUCACAUUCGUUUUUAUCUCGAGAGUUCCAACCCCUUGAUCUCUUUCAUUUAACCUCAUUCAUACCUUAUUGAUACACAAUAGCUUUCUCAGUUUGCAACGGGGGAUGGUCAAUCCUUUUUCAUUCUACACAUGGAGUCAAGACUGUGCCAGUGAUAAUUAGAAUAUAAUUAUUUUUUUUAGCACAAAAUCCCAAUUGGGAUUUGACUAAUUAAGAAUCGAUCUGAUACGAUUCCCAGUGAGGAGUAUUUUUUUUUUACUUUCAAUAUUUGAUUGUAAUAAGUAAUAUAACAACGUAUAGAAGUAAAGCAACGAUGAAGUUAGAAGCAAAAAUUGAUACAAAUAAUAACUUAAUUAUGGUUAAAGUGAUGCAGCGCAAAGUUAAAUUAAACGUUACUAAUGAGAAAUGUGAUUUUUUGCAAAUAGAAUCUGGAAUGUGAUAGUAUUAUACUGAGAAAGUCAUGGUGUUCAUAUUAUAAGAUAGAUACAAGGAAAAAUUUAUAGAUAAUCUAUAUUCCAUUUAUAACAUAAUAUAAGUUCCUGUUGUAUUCUGUUUCUUGACGAAAAUGUCAUUAUUCAAUCGGUAUUGCUUAAACGAAAAAAAAGAAAGCAUCUUUUAUUCUGCAUCCUCACAAAUCGAUGACUUGAAAAUACUGAAGAGUGAUUGUUUUAACUCAGGAUUUUCAAUGUCCACAAGAUUUGAAAAUUAAGCAUAGAA